AGCAGCCUUGAACGGAGGAAACUCUCACCCCCGACGGAAAAUGCUGGUGGUCGCCCUCGUUGCUGCGGCACUUGUUGCCGCUUCAAAUGCAUGGCCUUCGGAAAACUUCAAACCUACUGAAGUAUACCUGCAGGAAAUCUUCAAACCUACCGAAUACCUGCAGGAAGAGAUGGACUACAAAGACAGUGAUGCAAAUGUUGGUCAAAACCCACCGUUCUCUCAAGCUAGUACACUGUUUUCAAUUCUAUUUUUGGUUUUUGGUGAUCUUAAACUGACUGUGCCAACAUUAAAGAUAGGGCAGAGCAUUGAAGUGGUAUACAUUAACCCUCAAACUGGAACUCUCUCCGUGAACCUGGUCACUGAAGCCGAUGACGUUGCCCUACAUUUCAAUCCUCGCUAUUCAACCACGGGUGGCUACCUUGUUCUCAACACCCUAAUCCGCGGAAGGUGGCAGAGAGAAAUUCAUCCUGCUGGGUAUCCAUUUCCCGCUAAUAAUGCCAGGACAAGGGUAACCGUUCGCAUCACCGUCCAAGCAAGUGGUUUUGUAAUAUCAGCUAAUGGAAUUGAUAUUACAACUUUCCACUACUGUGCUGGGCUAGGUUACGACACUGUUCGUCACAUAACCUGGACCGCUCCAGCCAAGACCGUUCUGGAGUCGAUGAAAGUCACAUACUAA
Messenger RNA from Geodia barretti, 676 nucleotides. The record is from the annotation of a GenBank genome assembly. NCBI's taxonomy places the organism in Eukaryota, Metazoa, Porifera, Demospongiae, Tetractinellida, Geodiidae.